This is a messenger RNA of Racocetra persica, 188 nucleotides long. The record is from the annotation of a GenBank genome assembly. Lineage: Eukaryota; Fungi; Glomeromycota; Glomeromycetes; Diversisporales; Gigasporaceae.
AUGCUGCUAGUGUUUGUCGUUGGAACAAAUGUUUAGUGAAUUAUUUUUUCGGACGUAACAUAUUAAUUGGUUGGUUACGACGGUUAUGCGCGGGAUUUGGUUCAAAAACUACCAGCAAAGCUCUUUUUUUAAAUUUCAGUGAAUUUGUCCUUUCUAAUUUCGAAAGUCUUAAAUUCAGGGUGCUCAGG